GAAUGUUUUCUUAACGGGUAACAGAAAUUAAAACAUUGUGUCUAAAUUUAGGUGUGGCUUAUCUCUUUAAACAUUUUAUAGUUGACCUCUCUCGGUUUUUGGUUUGUAUUUCCAUGAUUUUUUAGGCACAGAAUGGGAGGCUACGAAAUUUAGCACCAAUAUAGAUUUUAUUAUUUUUCGAUUACAUUUUUGACUAUAUGCGCGCACGCCUUCGCAGGUUGCACACUAUGAGAACGAGCCUAUGACCGUUUAUUUCUGAUUGAAACUUCAGGCGGUCUUUGCACAACAACUGUUGCGUAUUUUUCGCGAGUUUAAUUGUCGAGGAUUGUACCUAACUUUUUUUCAUUGUAAAAUGGGUGCUGUUAUUCGUAUAGACGAUUCACAAACAAGAUUGUAAGUCAGUGAAUUGUGGAAUGAAUGGACCGAUAAUUCUUCACCCGUAACUAAUUGAUGUGCGCGAGCUAGUGGCUAACACGUGUAAUGGAAACAGACGAGAAACACAGUGUUGUUUCCAGAUGACUUAUAGUUCUUUUGAAGCCCUGUAAAAGCCUAAUGGUGUCCGAUUCCUUAAAAGGAUUCAUACAAGACAUUGAAAAGAGAAGAGAAAACCUGCAGUUAUGAAGAUGAUAAGUCUGUUCAGCCAUCAUCAAUAGAACAGACAAAAUGGGACAGGUGGGAACCUCUCGACAUGUCUGAGUACGAAAGAAGCGUGGAGUCAGUUCAUAACGUCGUGAGAGAAUUUCAGCACAAGAUCUCGCGCUAUCCGCGGACACCAAUGUUAUUUCCACCCUCUGACGAUUCUUCAUCUUUGCACUCUCUACACACUUCAUUCUUGGAAGAACCCUUCCAGACUCCCACUCAUGAUUCCACUUCCGCCAUUAAAGAAUCUGAAAAGAUGGGGAGAGAAAAGCCAUUCCAGUGCAACUUCUGCGUGAUGUCAUUCACUCGCCCCAGUGAUCUUCAGCGCCAUCUUCUCAUCCACAACAACAACAAGCCAUACAAGUGCGAGGAGUGUGACCGUGAAUUCACGUGGUUCGGUAACUUUCAAAAGCACGUGCUUUCACACAUGGGAGGCAAUACCAGAGCACCAGGGACUUUGCCCUUCUCCGCGAUGUUCACGUUCCUAGCACGUGAACAAGUGAAGGAUCUUUUUAUCAAGGAUGGGGAGAAGUACAAGUGCCGAUUGUGCGCCAAGGAUUUUACACGCCUCAGUGGUUUGAAGACCCACAUACGCAUGCACACUGGGGAAAGGCCAUACGUCUGUGAAGUCUGUUCUUUUGCGUUCACCACAUCACGUGCUCUCAAGAUGCACGUGCGCUUGCACACUGGAGAGAAACCGUACAAAUGUGACGAAUGCGGGCGCGCUUUCACAAGAAGAGAUGAGAUGCAUACUCAUAUGUACAUCCACAAAGGAGAGAAGCCUUUCAAGUGUGAUAUCUGUUCAGCGUCGUUCAUUCGUUACGGUCAUCUGCAACGCCAUCUGUUAAUUCACAGCGAUGACAAACCUUACAAGUGCAAGGUGUGUCCCAAAUCCUUCACACAGUACCGCAAUCUCCAGACUCAUAUGUACAAACACACGGGAGAGAGGCCCUACAGAUGCAGGUACUGCCCCAAAGGAUUCACCCAAUACGGCACUCUGCAGGCGCACGAGAGAACACACACAGGAGAGAAGCCCUUCCAAUGCCAAUUCUGUGAAAAGGCUUUUAUUACGUCAUCACACCUUAGAUGGCACAUUAAGACUCAACACACUGCAAAGAAAGAUUAGAUAAUUGCAUGUAGAUGUGUUUAUUCAGCAAAUGUUUGUAAAUAUUAUAAUAAGCGUUUCUGGCGCCAGUAAUUUCACUAUAAAUACGUCAGGGAUACGUUAAUUGUUCAGUCGGUAGCUGCAUGUCAGGGAGUUCUUGUAUAAUAUUUUAUUAACAUUCUAGAUCAUUAAUUAAUGAAAUGGUUGAUUUGGUUUUUGGGUUCGUUAUAUAAAACUUACAAAUAAUUUUUUGGUUCUCUUUUGACUUUUCCCUUAUUUUCUCGCGCCGUUCAUCAAUUUAUUUGGCAGUCACUAACUCUUUAGCAAGGUUUGAACUUCUGUAAACUCCUUUUUGUGAGUCUUAAGUUAUAUUCACUGCGUACAGAGGCUAAGGGGAAAGGAGGUACAAAAAUGAUGGAUCAAAGAAAUGAAUGCUUCUAAACUUGAAGAAAUUUAAUCACUGCAUGAUUGCCAGGGUACCAACCAGCAAUUUGGAAAGCGAGAUGGACACUUCUUGUGAAGAGAAAAAAAAUUACAUAGAAUUGCGAUUUAGGGGUUAAAUGUAGUAAUUUUUAUGAUUACUAUUUAGCUAUAGAGAGGAAAUUUAUCACACGGGAGCAACCUCGUUUCCAGGGCUUUUCCCUGUAGCAGAUGAGGACAACCUUGAUGAAUUCAAAGACAGGAUUGUACAUCGAUAAAGAAUGAAGAUGCAUAUAUCUUUUUUAAAAUUUCAAUCAAUAAACAGCUUGGGUUACUGCAAGAAAAGAGCAUUCAUUUUUUUCGCUUCCGUGUUUUUUAAUGCCUCAUCUGGGACCGGCCGGGAAAUAUUAUGGGUUAGAACUCGGUUGCGAAGUUGUGAAACAUUUGCGGUCAGCGAACUGAAGUGAUUUAGAGAUAACGCUGUUUGAAGACGCUGAUCAUGAAUUGGUCCCUCUGAAUCAUGAUUUUCUUUCGUAGAUCUCAGUGAAAUUCUCAAUAAAUGACUUUUAAAAUUGAGGGUAUCUAUUUUGAAACUGAACCGAAAAAUUGGAGCUACACUCGAGCAAUGAAGGUAGGAACUCUAAACAGCAUCAUAGAUAACAGGGUGUGACCGAGUGGUUUAGGGCGCUGGUCUCGCAAAUUUGGGUUACUGGAACUGGAAACCGCAAAGGAAUGGGUAUCAGAAUUGGGGCAAAAGGAGGCUAGGAAAAGGGAUUUGAACAAAAAUUGGGCCGGGAACCUCCCUGCCCUUAGCCUGCUUCAAGACCCACCUCACAAACCCGGUUUAAGGUCAUUCCGCUGAAAUAGAACCUGCAAUGAGCUUUU
Orbicella faveolata is the source of this 3049-nucleotide messenger RNA. RefSeq lists its product as uncharacterized. The record is from RefSeq and is a predicted model, not a curated record. Gene Ontology annotation, cellular component: nucleus. Gene Ontology annotation, molecular function: DNA-binding transcription factor activity; RNA polymerase II cis-regulatory region sequence-specific DNA binding. Gene Ontology annotation, biological process: regulation of transcription by RNA polymerase II. NCBI's taxonomy places the organism in Eukaryota, Metazoa, Cnidaria, Anthozoa, Scleractinia, Merulinidae.